UCUGUGUCUGGAGGGGACCCGGCGCCAUCUCAGGUCUCUUUCCCUCGCUAGGGCCCACCACAGAAAACUGACGUCCAGGUCCUGUAAUCCUUAUGGGGGACCAACCUUGCACCUCCGGGAGAUCUACGCUCCCACCUGGAAACACGCGGGAAAUCAAGCCUCCGAAAAAGCGCUGCCUCCUAGCUCCACGGUGGGAUUAUCCGGAAGGGACCCCCAACGGAGGUAGUACCCCUCUCCCCUCCGCACCUCCUCCUGCAUCACCCGGCCUGAAGUCGCACCCUCCUCCUCCGGAGAAGUAGUAGACUAUACUUCUCCCACCCUAAGCCAGGUGUACAUCAUAGUGAUUGAUAUUUAUACACAUUCUGUAAUGAUCCCCCUGUAUUAUGAUAUAAUCAGUGUAGUACCAUCUCCUGAUUUGGAUGAAUUCUGGGACAUGACCAAGAUCAGGCUGUAGACCUCUAAGAUUGAAGACGAUGGCCUGGAUCAUGGUGAACUCACCAAAGCAAAUAAUGCCUGUGAGAUGUCCCUGCAGCAGCCUAUCAGUGCUCUAUUUGGUGACACCCAGACCUUACUAUUUAACUUUGAAUUUCUAUAAGUCCAUUAUAGUCACAAUAAAUUUUGUCUCUCAUUGCUGUGUUAAUUUUUGUAUGACUACUAUCUAGUAAAUUGUGACUUUUCAGUAAAUGUUUUAUAAUAACUCCCAAUAUAAAAUAUUACUGAAAUUGGUGUCAAAACAUGAUCUUCUUCCUACAAAUGGCCAUUCACUCAUACUUGGUAGUAUUAAAGUAUUGAAAGUGUAUGUGGAAGGAUACGGGGUAAAAUUUGAAAGAGAAUUAAGUUUCCAGAAUAUUCUUUUCACUUUACAGUCAAUUUUUCUAUGGUAUUUAUAUAUGGGAUCUUUGAUAUCCAUUAUUCAACAUCUUAAGUGUUUUCCUGGUCAAGUUGGUUGGUAUGCUUAUUAUUUGUUAUUUUCUACUUCAUUUCUAAAAUAUACAAAUAGGAAAUCUUAACUAAAAGCAGUAAUAAAAAUCAUGGUGGAAAUUAUGAGAAUUGGAAAACCUCAGUCAGGAACUUUUAAUUUUUCAUAUAGUUCAAAAUUUUUCAGAAAUUUGAUGAAAAAUUGAAGUUAAUUUUGGGGAGAACUUUACAUUAAAUAAUGUAGUAGAAGUACAAUAAUUUAAACUAUAUAUUACAUAGCAAUGUGUACGUAAGUCAGUGUAACAGGAUAUAAAAUCCAGAAAUAAACACAGGCUUAUCUAAGAAUUUAAAGACAGCAUUUCAAAGUAGUGGAGAAAGGCUGAAUCAUUCAUUAAACUGUGUUAAGAACAUCUGGCUGAUCAUGUGGGAAAAAUUAGAUCUCCCUCCUUGUACCAUAAAUUUAAAUGAGACAUCAAGUCUCAAAAAUAUUAGAGGGACACUUUGAUAAAUAUUUAUAUUAUUGUGGAAUUGGCAUGAACCCAUAGAUAAAAACAAUUCAGUCUUUCAAAACUUAUUCAUUAAAUACUAUAAUAAGACAUGCUAUAGCAAGUACUGGGCCUAUCAUGGUAAGAUGGCAAUCAGUACAACUUAGUCUAUCAGGGAGGGCAUAUCAUUAAACAAAUUAUAAUGUAUGGCUGGAUCCAUGUGCUCAAGUUGCCCUCAGACAUUUCUCCUUAUCUCCCAGGUCAGCUUUCUUUUCUUACUUUGUUUUCAUAUUGAGAAAGAUGGCAUCCUAGCACCUUCAGGAUUACAUUACAUUAAGCUCACAUAUUCGGAAGAAGAGGUGGUCUCUUUCCCAACUCCACACAUAAAUAGCUCAAAAUUACUUUAUUUGACUCUAUUUGGAUAAUAUAUCAGUUUAUAGAUGGAUCACUAUCCACCAGAGUAGGUGCUCCUACUGGACAAUCUAAGAGUGUAUGCUCACCAUAAAAGAGAGAAAGAUGAGGCUCCUUGCUUCACAGCCUCACCAGUGUCAUGUUGAAUCAGUGAGGGACAAUUUCUAAAACAAAGAGAAAUGGGACAGAUUAUAAACUAAUACGUUCACUAUAAAGCUGAAGAAUGAUGAAUAGUAACUAGGCAGCCCUGACUGAUGUGGCUAAGUUAAUUGGGC
Phyllostomus hastatus (greater spear-nosed bat) is the source of this 2089-nucleotide messenger RNA. It is a transcript of the gene NBDY, whose product is annotated as negative regulator of P-body association. Lineage: Eukaryota; Metazoa; Chordata; Mammalia; Chiroptera; Phyllostomidae. The record is from RefSeq and is a predicted model, not a curated record. The transcript has 3 exons. Bases 93 to 299 code for a protein of 68 amino acids.